Messenger RNA from Rhinichthys klamathensis goyatoka, 1820 nucleotides. RefSeq names its product glycoprotein A33 (transmembrane), paralog a (gene gpa33a). Lineage: Eukaryota; Metazoa; Chordata; Actinopteri; Cypriniformes; Leuciscidae. Gene Ontology annotation, cellular component: plasma membrane. The transcript has 8 exons. The coding region runs from base 56 to 1282 and encodes 408 amino acids. The record is from RefSeq and is a predicted model, not a curated record.
UCAGUGUGUUCAACAUCUCCAGUUCCUCCACACCUGUGACACACACACUCGAGCGAUGGCGGCCACACUGGGGAUGCUGGGAGUUAUCCUGCUGAUCGGCGGAGUGCAGGUCGCUUCUUCGGCCAUGACUGUGAAUAUACCAGCUAAAGAAUAUAAGAUUGCGAGAGGUGAUGAUGUGACGAUCCCCUGCAGAUUCACACCGCAGAAGACGGGUGAUAACGUCCAGAUCACAUGGAACGCAGCUCCAGAUGUGCCGACAGAACCCACGAUCAAAAUCCUCACUUCAACUAAAGUGCAGACGAAAUAUAAAGGCCGGGCGAAUCUAUUACAAGAUUUCCCGACCGGAAAAGCAGAUCUGCAGCUCCUGAAGGUCACUAGCGCAGACACGCGCGUUUACGAGUGUGGAGUUGAGAAUUUGAGUAAUGACGAGGACGGUGUGUCUGCCACGACCAAACUCAUAGUCUUGGUGGCUCCCUCGACGCCCAUCUGCAACAUCGAAGGGACGCUGGAAUACGCUCAGGACAUCAAACUGAGCUGCCGCUCGGAGGAGGGGACGCCGACGCCGGCCUACAGGUGGCAGAGCUACGACACCACCAACAGACCUCGCCCCAACCCGGCCAAGACCACGGACCUAAACGGAGUUUUGUCGCUCUUCAAUAUUACCAAAGAAACAUCCGGUUUCUACACCUGCACGUCCACCAAUGAAAUCAGAUCUGCAACGUGUAAUCUGACCCUGGCCGUCAUGCCACCGUCCAUGAGCAUGGCGUCGGUCGGCGGGAUCGUCGGAGCCGUUGUGGCCGUAGCGGUUGUCAUCGGGAUCAUCUGCAUCUGCUGCUAUUGCUGUCGGAGGAAGGAGAAGCCUGAGGAAUACGCCAUGGGGACUCCUGAAGGAGGAGAGUUCACAGACAACGACCCUGAGGAGAAAGAAGACGGUCCGGAAGAACCCGUCAGGUACGAGGAAGAACGCCGCGUGAAAAGCGCCGACAGACUUGAUCCGCAGGACAACCGUAGCGAGAGGAGCUACGACCGGCGCAGCGACUACACCGACCGACGAGACGACCACGGCGACCGGCGCGAGCGCUACGAUCGAGAUGAUCGCUACGAUGACCGCCGUGACCGUGACCGUGACCGCGACCGCUACGAUGACCGGCGAGGUCGGGACGAUGACCGGCGAGGUCGUGACGAUGACCACUACGACAGCGACCGCUACUCCGAGCGCUACGACAGCCGCGACAGACCUCCUAGCGUUCCGCCCAAUAAACCCAGAGACCCGAGAAUCUGAGUUCAGCAGACACUGAUUCAUUCCUCAGCCACGGAAGCACAAUCAUUACAAAAGAUUCAUGAUCUUCUAGUACAUCAUAAUUAUGACAUAAAAAUAUUCAUAUUUAGAUGAAAAGUCGGAAUUGACACUCUAAGUCAUGUUUUUGAUUAAGAUUUACCAAAGUGUUGCAACAACAAAAGUUUAUCCUCAUAUUUUGAAUAUUAGAUUUGAUAGAAUAAAAGGGCUUUAAUAAAUCUAACGCUGGAGGAACCAGCCGACACACACCACUGUUGUGGGCGUUCAGUCCAGUGUCCUGAUGAUGCAUGAGGCGUUGAUGUGCUGUAUAGUGUGCUUUCACUGCUGGUCAUGUGUUCUGAAAGGCCAUUACUGUAUUGAUGUCUGAGUUUCAAAGCCCCUCGUCUCAUAUUUAAGUGGGUUUCUGUAUUUUUACGACUCUUUUGUUUCUCUGUUGAUGUUUCUUUUGGGUUUUCCUUGAAUUUAUGUCGUCUUAACCUCUUAAUAUUCAUAUAGUACGAAGAAAUAUUGGUGAAUAUUUUUU